AGCUGUGUGGCUUUGGACCACGCGUGGCCCCAUGCGCCCGCGCCCGCCCAAACGAUCACCGUAUUUGAGCGUGCUUUCAGCACGGCAAAAUAUCGGUGGCCAUGUGUGAGGGCAAGUGCUGCAAUGAGUUGGGGUCUAGCAGUUACAUGCAGCUCUUCUACAUUGUAGCCUGCGCCAUCUAUGCCGUGGUGCUCUUGGCCUUCUUCAUCAUGGGCCUGGUCGAAGCGGAUCUGAAUCUGAACACGGCUCUGGUGGAAUACCUCCUCAACGUGGGAGCUGUGGUGGUCUUCGUUCUCAUCACCACCUCGCGAUGCUGCGCCCCUUGUUGCUGUCCAGAACAGAUGCCAGACGUACCCCGGCCUUGCCCCUGUGGACCCUGCUCUUCAACGAAUCUGGUUCUUCUGGACUAUCCUUUCUUGAUUGCCAUAGGAGGUCAGUUCACUGUGGAGUUUCUGGUGUCCUCCUUGAUCCAUUGGACCAUGGAUUUCGAGUACGAGGAUGGCGUUGAGAUCUUACAUAUGGCUCGCCUCAUCAAUGUUAUUUGGAUGGUCCUGGCCACCGUGGGCAUUUGUGCCGGCCUGCGGAGAUAUCAGCUCAUGCAGGCCCAGAUCGUGGCUCCAAUCACUCCCGCCCAUGGGGUCCACGCGGAUUUGCCGAUGGGCACAGUGGUGGGGCUGCCGGUGGUGGGCAAUCCCGUCUCACCCAGUGUCAAGGAGCCAUAGAUGCGAUAGGAGCCGACGCUUUCGAUUUCUUUGGAUGACUUGUCUUUCAAGGGCCCAUGGGAGCCAACAAAGAUCUAAUGCUCAAAUUGCACGCGCCAUUCUUUAAAGGAGCGGUGCAGUCUAUGCAUCUCCGGUUCCAUAUGAUUUGGCGUAUAUUUGAGCCCAGGAAUUAUGGACCCGGAAAGGCAUAGACAUUGUCCAGCAUUGACCUAUUAAAUUAGUCUGGGCCAAAUCCAUCCAAAUCCCAG
Molecule: messenger RNA, 970 nt
Organism: Durusdinium trenchii
Lineage: Eukaryota; Dinophyceae; Suessiales; Symbiodiniaceae
Source: the annotation of a GenBank genome assembly